AGAACUUGAAACGCUCGAAAGAAGUUGACAAUGAAGGAGUCCGAGAGGGCCCCACGAAAGGCGAGGGGACGUAAGACCUUAUACUGUGGCGGUGCUGCAUACGCUAGCCUUGAAUUGCGCAAUCCCCCACUGCUUUCACAUUCACUUGACAGAACACAGUCGCGUUGUGCACAGCAAAUCCACUUUCUGUACCCUCAAUUCUUGACCGUCUAUCUCAGAUCAUUCAUAUUCAGGAGCUUGCUUCAGAGCAUUGGACGCUAUGGAGGUCUUCUUGGUUGCGGCGCCCGUGUUUGCGCUGAUCUACUUUGUUGCCUACUUCCGGUGGUUCAAGUUCCUGAAGGGGACCGAUCGCGCGGACGCGUCUAGUUGCUGCAUGAGCCUUCUCCAUGGCGCAGUGACCGCGUAUUUUGCAUGUCGCGAGUGCCUCAUCCGACCGUGGCUGCUUGCUGCCCCAAACACCCCCCUCCAAAACAAAAUUCUCGAGUUCAGCCUAGCCUACUUUGUAGUGGAUAGCGUCCAUCUCCUCACUCUGUCCCCAGACACACUUUUCAUUCUCCACCACAUCGGGGGGAUCGUUUACAUGCUCACGUCCCGAGCUUAUGUAAAGCGCGGGGCCCUGUCAGCCCUGUCGCUUAUGGGCGCCGGAGAGCUUACGAGCCCGCUGCAAAACACAUGGACCUUGUCCAGGCUCUGUAAAAAGCACAGCCCGUUUGCAGAGAAGGUCUACCAGGCAAUAUCACUGCCGUUUACUCUGGUGUAUACCAUAGUCAGGCUAGGUCUUGGGCCCUAUCUUGUUUAUGAAGUUGCGCAGUUUUACGUGCGUGGGGGAGCAGAUGGAGUCGUUCCGCGGUGGCUCGCAUACACGUGGUCGGUUAUCAUAACGCUCGCUGAGUUAGGGAGUUUAGUGUGGGUGUACAUGCUCUGGGCUGGGCUCAUACGAUUCUACAAGCGGAGAAAGCAGGCCGAGACGAAGAAGGUCGGAUGAUUUGUGGAUUGAGUGGUCAAGUUGGGCGUUUCGCCCAAAGCUAGCGCUCAUCAUUGAUGCUGAGCAGAGCAACAGAUUUUGAUACUAUCGAGAAUCAUUUGUAAGGAUACGUGGCCAGAAAAUGGAGAAGCUGCAGGAAAACUGCAAGUACAAAAAUAGACUUGUAAUGAUUUCCAUAUGUCAAUGGGAUUAAUAUGUUUUCUUGCUAUUGACUUGAACAAUCCUUUGGUCGUUGCGCCG
Molecule: messenger RNA, 1225 nt
Organism: Klebsormidium nitens
Lineage: Eukaryota; Viridiplantae; Streptophyta; Klebsormidiophyceae; Klebsormidiales; Klebsormidiaceae
Source: the annotation of a GenBank genome assembly